This is a messenger RNA of Zalophus californianus (California sea lion), 714 nucleotides long. Its product is annotated as ankyrin repeat domain-containing protein 49-like. Gene Ontology annotation, molecular function: protein binding. The record is from RefSeq and is a predicted model, not a curated record. NCBI's taxonomy places the organism in Eukaryota, Metazoa, Chordata, Mammalia, Carnivora, Otariidae.
AUGGAAAAAGGGAAAGUAAAUGAUGAUGAACCAGACCCAGAAAAUUCCUUGGACUUUUCUGAACACUUUAACCAACUUGAAUUGUUGGAAACACAUGGACACCUUAUUCCCACUGGUACCCAAAGUCUCUGGGUAGGGAAUUCUGAUGAAGAUGAGGAGCAAGAUGAAAAAACUGAAGAGUGGUAUCAAUUGCAAGAAAAAAAGAUGGAAAAUCCAAGCAAAUUGCUUAUUUGGGCUGCAGGAAAAAAUCGGCUUACCACAGUGCAGAGACUGCUGUCUGAAAAGGCCACUCACGUGAACGCUAGAGAUGAAGAUGAAUAUACCCUUCUUCAUCGAGCAGCCUACAGUGGACACUUAGACGUGGUGCAUGAGCUGAUUGCACGAGGGGCGGAUGUCCACGCAAUGACUGUGGAUGGCUGGACACCCCUGCACAGUGCUUGUAAGUGGAAUAAUACCAGACUAGCUUCUUUCUUACUCCAGCACGACGCAGAUAUUAACGCCCAAACAAAAGGCCUCUUGACCCCCUUACAUCUCGCCGCCAGGAACAGGGACAGCAAAGAUACCCUGGAGCUCCUCCUGAUGAACCGCUACAUCAAACCAGGUCUGAAAAACAACUUGGAAGAAAUGGCCUUUGAUAUUGCCAGGAGGACAAGAAUCUAUCACUACCUCUUUGAAAUUGUGGAAGGCUGCACAAAUUCUUCACCUCAGCCAUAA